AUGGCUAGGAAGUCUGGAGCCUGGAACUGUGGUCUCAAAAAUGAACUUGCGGUUCACAAAAAGAUUGAAGAGGUUGACAAUUGGCUAAAGGCCCAUACAUCAGAGAGAUGCCAUCACCAAGAUGGCUCCAUCUUACUGUUAACGGGUGCUGCGGGCACUGGCAAGACUGCCACAAUACAGGUUCUUGUAAAGGAGCUGGGAAUUCAGCUGCACGAAUGGAUAAACCCUUUAUCACAGAAUAAGUUUAAAAUCCGUGAUGAAUUUGAAGACUACUAUAAUACGGACUCCAGUUUCCAAGCAUACAUGAGCAAGCCACAGUCUGUACUAUUUCAAGAAUUUUUGCUGCGAGCCAACAAAUAUAAAAAACUCCAGAUGGUGGGAGAUACUUGGAGACGGACAAGAAAACUGGUUCUUGUGGAAGAUAUCCCUAAUCAGUUUUAUAGAGAGCCCUCUUGUUUGCAUGAUAUCUUACGGAAAUUUGUUCAAACAGCCCGAUGUCCAUUGGUGUUCAUAAUUUCUGACAGCAUUAGUGGAGACAGCAAUCAACGGUUACUCUUCCCUAAUGACGUCCAAAAGGAACUGGGUAUCUUCAAUAUUAGUUUUAAUCCUGUGGCUCCCACGAGCAUGUUGAAAGUUCUGAGUAGAAUAUCCGCUCAAGAGGCUAGCAAGAAUGCUGGCAAGUCUAUUGUUGCUGACAAAAAGUGUACUGGAGAUGCUCUGUACGGCAGCGCUGGAGAUAUCAGAAGUGCAAUAAACAGUCUUCAAUUUACUUUGGCUGCCCAUUGGAACCAGAUUCAGUUGCCGAACAGUAAAGGAAAAUCUUCAGUAAGAACAGGCACAUCUUCAAAGGGAAAAUAUGAAGGAAAAUCUUCAAAGGCACGUGGAAAGGAAAGUGGCCUACCUGCCAUUGAGGCAAGGACCAAAUCUCUCUUCCUUUUUCGAGCUCUGGGAAAAAUUAUGUAUUGUAAACGAGAGCCAUCCAAUGACUUGCAUUUGAAUCCAUUACCAACCCAUUUAUCUGAUCAUGAGAGGGAUCCACUUCUGGUCAAUCCCGAGGAGGUGAUUGAAAAUUCACACAUGUCGGAGGAGUUGUUCAAUCUUUACCUUCACCAAAAUUAUGUUGAUUUCUUUAGUGACAUAGACGACAUUGUGCGUGCUAGUAACUAUCUAAGUGAUGCAGACUUCUUGACAGUAGAUUGGAAUCAUCGUUCGACGAUGUGGAAAUAUAGUGCGUCUGUGGCUACCAGAGGGCUGAUCCAUGCUAACAAAGCUCGAGCUCGGGCUGAUUGUAAAGGAGGAGCUGGUUUCAAACCUUUACACAAACCUCAGUGGCUGUCAAUAAGCAAAAAGAAGAAUAUAAAGAAAAAUUGUCUUGCAGCCAAAGGUUUUUUUUCAAACUUUUGUUUAGCCCCAAUUUGCCUUCAGACUGAGUUAUUACCAUACCUUGCUCUGCUGACAAACCCGAUGAGAAAUCAAGCACAAAUUAAUUUUAUCCAAGAUGUGGGAAGGUUUCCUUUCAAGCGAUACUCUACAAGGCUAACGUUGGAAACGUUAACUGAUAAGGAUCCUGGUGUUGUGGAGCUCAGUAAUGAGGAGGAAGACUGUUCCCGGCCUCAGCUGUCAAUGACACCUGAUCAGACAGUAGCAGCAGCACAAGAGACUCUGACAUCACCUUUCGCCAGUGUUGCAGGACAGUCUGGAGGAGGGGACUUGCCAAGUAGCCAGCCUCAACCAACCAUAACACAAGCCUUUCUGGGAGAAGAGGAACUAAUCAUUGAGGAAUAUGAUAGUGACUAAUGUAGAAAUACUGGUCUAACUUACGGGUAGAUGAAUAUUUAUUUUUAAUUAUUGAAAUGCUGUUAAAUAAUGGAUCAAAAGCAUUUUUUUUGCAAAUGAAAAUUUUGCUGGAACCAGAGUCACCAUAAGGAGUAUUUGAAUUGCUCUAAGCAUGGAAAUAAUGUUUACACAAACACAUCCAAAACUCUGGAACCAUCAGAAAUCAUUUAAUUUCUCCUUAGCUCACUAACAUCUACUGGAACUUUGCAGUCUCUUAGUGGAUCUAUUGGAACCAUCUCUGUCAGUACCAAAGGAAUCUAUCUGUUGUACAGGAAUUGGUUUUGACCAUGUGCAUUUGCUGAUUACUCACAUUUACGCCAAAUUUUUUUCAUCAUUUCUGUUGAUGUUGUGCAUAUCUUUUGUUUGCUUUUAUUGAGCCUGUUAAUAUUAAAAGUGCCCUGGGUUGAAAACGUAAAUCAUUUUUUUCCAAGAGUUUAGAGAUGAAAUGAAGUUACUGGAACAAAUUAUAAAAUUAUAUUUAUAUUUAUAUUUGACACUGCUUCUGGUGAACAAAAUAAAAGGUCAUAAAGUCCUUG
Pristis pectinata (smalltooth sawfish) is the source of this 2372-nucleotide messenger RNA. RefSeq names its product RAD17 checkpoint clamp loader component (gene rad17). Gene Ontology annotation, biological process: DNA damage checkpoint signaling; DNA repair; mitotic DNA replication checkpoint signaling. The record is from RefSeq and is a predicted model, not a curated record. Gene Ontology annotation, cellular component: Rad17 RFC-like complex; nucleus. Lineage: Eukaryota; Metazoa; Chordata; Chondrichthyes; Rhinopristiformes; Pristidae. Gene Ontology annotation, molecular function: DNA clamp loader activity; chromatin binding.